Messenger RNA from Lactuca saligna, 2228 nucleotides. The record is from the annotation of a GenBank genome assembly. Lineage: Eukaryota; Viridiplantae; Streptophyta; Magnoliopsida; Asterales; Asteraceae.
GUGAUUAUCGGUAGGUACAAUCAGGGGUGGAGCCUAGCAUGGCCAGGGCAUUAUUGGACUAGGGGGAUAACUUUUGAAUAGUUGUCAUGGUAUUGUAGCAUUUCACGGGCAAUGGAGGCGAAAACGAACGCUGGAGAAAUUGUAGCAUUUCACGCCUAAAUCGAAUCGAAACGGAUUUCUUGGUAAACUCAGACGAUGAAAUCGAGGAGUCGUUUCGUUAUAAAUCGCCACCGGUCCACCGUCAUCGUCUAUCGACUUUCAAUCCACAAAUCACAAUCAAUGACUGAUUAUCUUGCUCCUCUUCUCAUCGUUCUCGACAUCUCCACGCUCUAGACCUCCAGUUCUCCCAAAAUCCAAAUCGUCAAAUCGAUUCACUAAUUCUCGACAGUCCAAUACAAAUUUGAAAGGCAUUCCAUCCUGUUUAAAUAGAAAAUCAGAAACCGUUCCAGACUUUUUAACCAGCCGAAAAUUGAGUGAAGCAAACGCAGUUUUCUGCUUUCUCCAAUCUCCAAAUCGGGUUUUGGAGCAAAACAGAAUGCAUAAUGAUCUGGUUGUGAUGUGUAAAUGAACACAAAAUCUCAUAAAUGUACAAUGGGUUUUAGGCAUGGCAUAAUUGGAAUGAUUGUUGAUAGACUAAGUAGCUUGCCAGAUGAUCUUAUUCAUAAAAUCCUCUCUUUUAUUAGCCUGAGACAGGCUAUUGAACUGAGUGUUUUGUCAUCUAGAUGGAGGUUUAUCUGGACUUCAUUGCCAUAUCUCAAUUUCAAUGAACCCCAUUCUUCACCCCACUCUUUGAAAUUUGUUUCUAAUGCUUUGUCUCAACGCAAUAAUCAAACACAAGUAUAUUCAAUCAACAUCACGUUUAGCAAUAAAUCUUUCAAACGAAUUCUCAACUACACAUUCUCUCACAAUAUCCAGCAGUUGAGUGUAUCUUUUUACUCAUCUUCCAUUAUCAUGACUUCCAUUUGGGACCUCUCAGCUUUAAAGACAUUACAUCUUGAUGGCAUCACAUUGUGUGAUGAUAAUACUGAUAAUUGCAUUGGUUUUCUAUCCAUGUGCACCAACUUGGAGAAUCUCUCGUUAAGAGGAUUCAAAGUGAGGGGAACAAAUGAUUUGACUCUAUGUCAUCCUCAAAUUUCCAAUCUCACACUUGAAAAUACACACUUGAAUUUGAAUUUGGACGUUAUCAAAGUGGUUGCACCUCAACUCAAGAAUCUCACUAUUAACUAUUUCAAUGGAAAGCAUCUGAUGAUUUCUGCACCUGGGCUUACCUCAUUGGAAAUAAAAAGUUGUCGUCUUUUUCAGCUAAGUGCUACACAAGGUUUCCCUUCUUUGGAGAAGGUGGAUCUCUGUUUUAUUAAUAGAAACCCACCAUACAUUGGAGAUCCUCGUAACUUAGAUUGUGUGCUCCAACAAAGUGUCAAAUUUCUUACACUAAACCUGGACAUUCUUGAGUGUUUUUCAUCCAUGAGAAUAAUGGCACCUCAAUCUUCUCCAUUUGCUAACUUAAAGAUUUCAAAGUUUUCAACGACUCAUCCAAUAAGGGUAUACUUGGAAGUGGGAGCCCAAGAGAAAUUAAGUACGUCCACUGAAAUAAAAAACUAUGAACAGCUAAAUACUUCUCCAAGUGCAAUCUGUACAUUUGUCUCAUCUGAGGAGAUUAGAGUUAUGAGGAAUGUUAUAUCUACACAAGAGGUUGUUGCAGAACUACGGGUGCUGCUAAAGCAGCGUAAAGCAUUUUGUGAUGCGAACAAGGAACAGCCCAUUGCUCCAAUGGAAAUGAUGCCACAUUUUAAGCAAAGCAAAAUGGAGGAGCUUAUGCAAAGUAAGAUUGAGGAAUUACUGACAAAGUUAAAACACAUUGAAGGAUUGUUGACUAAGCUGCCUGCAUCAAAGAGGCCUGCAAUGCAAGCACCAUUUUGCAUUGUGUGUGAUGAAGCUGCCAUUGUCACGGUUUCAUCAACAUACAACAUUGCUGCCCUUCUUGUAGCAAAUUGUUACAAUUUACCAUAACUUAUCUAUGAAAUUUUGGAUUUGAGGUUUCCACUCUCUUCUGAAAUUAGACCAGAAACAUCAUUUUUAGUCUGUUGAUCACCUUUAAGAUUGGCUUAUCAAACUGAAUAAAAGGACAUUUUGUAUUUCUUGUGUUUUGGAUCCAGGCAUCUCAUCCUUUCUAUUUUGUAUAUUAGUACUCUUUCAAUUGCAAUACAUCCCAUCAACUUAUACUGAUC